Molecule: messenger RNA, 2036 nt
Organism: Megalobrama amblycephala (Wuchang bream)
Lineage: Eukaryota; Metazoa; Chordata; Actinopteri; Cypriniformes; Xenocyprididae
Gene: mpped1
Product: metallophosphoesterase domain containing 1
Exons: 7
Coding region: 404-1327 (307 amino acids)
Molecular function (GO): hydrolase activity
Source: RefSeq, a predicted model, not a curated record
AGCAGCGCGAGGGGGAGUGACUCCAAGCGCGAGACACACACACACCGGGGCACCACGCGACUCCAGUUCAAACAAACCAGCGCGAGCCUCUGCAAACAGGAGCCGCUGCGUUUUCACGCUCUUACCGGUUAUGUAUUAGGUAUUACUGCACGACUCCGAAAACGCAUUGGCGUUAGACUCUUGUGUUUGAAUAGGGUGUAUUGUGGCUGCUGGUGUAUUGUGAUUGAGGGGAAGCAUGCAGGCUCUCUAUCCCAGUAGCGGAGCCACUGAAUACGGUCCUGGACGUCCCAAAGACUUGCACAAGACCAUCUGAUCCCUGCUGAAGUGGAAUCCCUUUGAGCGAACACCACCGGACGAGCGCGUGUGUGUAAGAGAGAAAGAGAUAGUGUGUGUGUGUGUUGCCAUGGCUUUCACACUUUCGGAAAUCAUGGCAGCCCGACGACAGCAGCAACAGUCUCAGAGAGGAGGAAGAGGAGUGGUGGAGGUGGACGAAUACAGCGCCAACCCGACUCAAGCCUUCACCUUCUACAACAUCAACCAGGGUCGCUUCCAGCCGCCCCACGUCCACAUGGUAGAUCCAUUACCCCAUGACACCCCCAAGCCCCCGGGCUACACGCGGUUUGUCUGUAUCUCCGACACACACUCGCGCACUGACACUAUUCAGAUGCCGUACGGUGACGUCUUACUGCACGCUGGAGACUUCACAGAGCUCGGCCUGCCCAGCGAAGUCAAAAAGUUUAAUGACUGGCUCGGCACUCUGCCCUACGAGAUAAAAAUCGUUAUAGCCGGGAACCACGAGCUGACAUUCGAUCAGGAGUUUAUGGCAGACCUGAUAAAGCAGGAUUUCUACUACUUUCCUUCAGCCUCCAAACUCAAGCCGGAGAACUAUGAGAAUGUUCAGUCCCUGCUCACCAACUGCAUCUACCUACAGGACUCUGAUGUUACCGUCAGGGGCUUCCGCAUCUACGGCUCACCGUGGCAGCCAUGGUACUACGGCUGGGGUUUUAAUCUACCACGAGGACAAGCUCUGCUGGACAAGUGGAAUCAGAUCCCAGAUUCCACUGAUAUUCUUCUCACACACUGCCCUCCUCUGGGUUUCUUGGAUUGGGUGCCCAGGAAGAUGCAACGUGUUGGCUGUAUGGAGCUAUUGAACACCGUCCAGAGGAGAGUUCAGCCCAAACUACAUGUAUUUGGACACAUUCAUGAAGGUUACGGUAUGAUGACGGAUGGAACCACCACGUUUGUUAACGCCUCGGCGUGCACGGUUAACUUCCAGCCUAUGAACCCGCCCAUCGUUUUCGACUUGCCCAAUCCCAGGAGCUCAUGAUUGAACUGAGACCUGCCCACCGCCACCUUCUUUCAAUCAGGGUCCCUUUCUUGAGCGUAUACGGAUGCUGCGUAGUGUAUAUAGAGCGAGCGAGAGACGCUAAUUUGGAUAUUCCCAAGGAUAUUUUCAUCCAUUUUUGUGCCGUGUGCCGCCCUCAGACACAAAAUACUGACACAGACUUUGAACUCUUUUUCUGAACUUGACUCUUGUGUUGCACUUGAAUCGGCGUGACAAUCGCGUGUACUUUAGGUCAUGGAAGCCAAGCUUUCUCCUCAUUGGCUGGCACUUAUUUAAGGAACUUUGUAACCUUGUAGCCUCAAUGGACCUCUGACUCUGGAAAAAAAAAAAUAAACUUUUUUUCUUUUGCUCUGGAUCCACUCUUGAAAGUUACAGGAUGUGCCCAGAAGAAACAGUGCUUUGGUGCAAACAAGUUUGUUCAGGGUCUUUACCAUUUCCCUCUUUCUCUCUCUCUUUCUCUUGAGUCUCAGUCUCGCAUUCUACUUUUUCCUAUCUGCUCUGUUGUUAUAUGUUGCUCUUUUGAACUUGAGGCCAUGUUGGAUUAUACACUGGGAGAAAUAAAUUGGCCCUAAACAGGAAUGUAAUGUUUAAAAUAGUAAUGGGGAAAAAAAGAAACAAAAAAAUGUGUCCGAAUUAGUGCUGUCAAGUUAAUCGCGAUUAAUCGCUUCCAAAAUAAGUUUGUGUUUACAUA